Messenger RNA from Trichoderma asperellum CBS 433.97, 941 nucleotides. The record is from RefSeq and is a predicted model, not a curated record. Lineage: Eukaryota; Fungi; Ascomycota; Sordariomycetes; Hypocreales; Hypocreaceae.
UUGCUUCGAUAGUACCUGGUACUGCAUCCUAGUUUGAUACCAGGAACCUGGAAAUACCGGCAUGCUUCUAUUCUCAGGGUCCCUGGCCGCCGGCAGCCUUGAUUACUUAAUUGAUUACUGCAGCGCGGCGCUCUAUUGGAACGGACGAAUCUAAAUUGAUUAAUUAAUCAAUUGCUGGUGAUUGUCUGCAUUGGAGCCGCAGGGGAUCGAAACGACGGCCGAUGCGCCGUGCAUGCGUGGACUUUUGUGCUGCUGCGGCGCAAAAUAUGACCAGACGGGUACGUACCGGGCGGUACCUGCCAUGCGCAGCGCGCCGCACGCAACACGCUCGUACCACCAUCGUAGGUAUACUUCGUAUUGCCCUGUCAAAUCGCACGCACAAGGCGCCGUGAUCUCGAAUUUGAUGCCCCUCCCCUCCCUCCCCUCCGUGGCCUCCCCUCUUUUUUUAUUUUUUACUUCUUCUUCUUAUUCCCUGCCCCUGUCGCUGCCAUGCCUGGCCACUAGAUUGGAUGCCUUUUCCAGAGAUCUCUCCGUCGUCAUUUGGAUCCUUCCCCGGCAUCAUUGUGGAUUUCUCAAGCUGCGCCGACCUUGCUUGGCCAAGCACCGCAGACGCGGCGAUGCCGUGGGAUUUCGUCCUGACAAAUCGCCUGCCCAACGCCGAGAGUCCUCCUGCACCACCGCACGCUACACUGCACUACUGGGCAUACACUACAGCAGCAGAGCACGGCACAGCGAACGAACGAGACAAGCAUCAUUCCUGAGGUUUGGCGAUGCCAUGGCCCAAGUUCCCCGCCGCCGCCGGCCUUUCGCCACCAUGCUCCAACCGCACUCCAGAGCCCCAUGGCGCUAGCUGUUGGGAUAGGGCUGGAAUAAGCCUCUAGCGCGAACAGGUACACGGAACUGCUGGCCAUGGAGCCCUUCUCUUGUCGCUGCCUGGUUCG